Cryphonectria parasitica EP155 is the source of this 507-nucleotide messenger RNA. RefSeq lists its product as uncharacterized. The record is from RefSeq and is a predicted model, not a curated record. The transcript is spliced from 2 exons. NCBI's taxonomy places the organism in Eukaryota, Fungi, Ascomycota, Sordariomycetes, Diaporthales, Cryphonectriaceae. The coding region runs from base 1 to 507 and encodes 168 amino acids.
AUGAAAACCAUACCCGCCACCAUUGUCCUGCUCGCCACGGUGAACGCGACGCAGGCAACGACGGCAUCCCUAAACCCCUUCUCGCCUAUGCCCGCUACUGGCGACACUACCAGCCUCGAUUACAAGCAGACCAGCACUCUGCCUCGCCACGUCAAUGCCAUGGGCGUUGGCUCCUCCUGCGCCGGCUCCGAGGGCGCCUGGUACUGCAUGUCAAGUGCCUUCCAGCGGUGCGCGUCCGGCCAGUGGAGCCGCGUGGUCGACUGCGCUGAGGGUACCGUAUGCGAGCCCGAGGGCCUUAGCUACGAGUUCCAGACCGCCUUCGGCAUCUCUGCCGCCACAGACUACCUGUGCCGAUACGUCUUCUGCCUGCUCAGUUGCUGCUACGAAGACGGUAGCAACUACGAGCACGUCUACGACUGCCUCGAGCACAGCGACUCCUGGCGCUCCAAAGCAGGAUACCUCGGGAGGGGCACCUCCUGGGACCGAUCUCUCUCCAUUGAUGGGUAG